AUGGCCACACAGGCUGACCGUCACGACGCCGAAAAGGCACAAGCUCCAAUACCAUCCCGGCCCUUGCCUGAGGCCAACAAUCUCCCAUAUGAUCAUGACAGACAUCCUGACUCGUCGCCAUGGAGUUCGCGAAUUCGGUCCUUUGAGCGUGCGUUGUUAAAGUACAAUAUCGAAACCCGUGGGAUUCAGCGAGUAGAGGACCAUGAGAAACAUCGCAUAACAUGGCGGGCAUACCUUCAAGUCUUUGUACUCUGGACUUCCAUUAAUCUGGCCAUCAACAAUGUCACACUCGGCAUGCUAGGCCCUGCUGUUUACGAACUUUCCUUUACUGAUUCCUCCGUCUGCGCUUCACUCGGCGCGUUGUUGGGAUCGAUCCCCGUGGCCUGGAUCGCGACCUGGGGUCCUCUCAGUGGUAUCCGCACCAUGGUCUGGGGUCGUUAUGCUAUGGGUUGGUACCCAAGCAAAUUGAUCGUCAUCCUGAACAUCGUCGUCAUGCUGGGUUACGCUCUGUUGGUGGCCAUCAUUGGUGGUCAGGUACUUUCUGCAGUAUCCCCCAACGGCUCCAUGUCGGUCGUGGUGGGCAUAAUUAUUGUCUCAGUCAUUACCUGGGGAGUAACUUGUUUCGGUAUCUCGGUGUUUCACUAUUACGAAAGAUUCGCCUGGAUCCCCCAAUUGAUUGUGUAUUCAAUCUUGUUUGGAGUCUCGGCCAAACACUUUGAUCUCACUGGUCAGAGUGUGGGUGAUGGUCGUACUGUUGCUGGCAACCGUUUGUCAUUUUUCUCAAUUUGCGUUUCUGCUGCCAUCACCUACUCUGGACUUGGGAUGGAUUUCUUCGUCUACUGGCCUCAAUCGACAUCACGUUGGCUCAUCUUUACAAUGACCCUCCUGGGACUGGUACUGUCGUUCACAUUUGCGUUUGUUCUAGGCGCCGGUGUAGCUUCUGGGAUUUAUACCUCGCAAAACUACAUGGAAGCUUGGACCAACUCGCAAGGUGGUUCGGGUUCUGGUGCUCUGCUAGUGGCAGCCUACGCUCCUCUUGGAACUUUUGGUAAGUUCUGUGCCGUGAUUGCCGCCUUGGGAGGCAUCGCAAACAUGAUCCCCCCUACAUACUCCUCUGGGGUGGACUUCCAGAUGCUCGGUCGUCAUCUAGCAAAAGCUCCUCGAGUUAUUUGGAACACAAUCGGCGUCGUCAUCUAUACUGUGUGCGCCUUGGCUGGUAGAAAUUCCCUAGCCGUCAUUUUCACAAACUUCCUGGCUCUUAUGGGCUAUUGGGUGGCAAUUUGGGUGGCCAUAUUACUCGAAGAAUUUUUGAUCUUCAGGAAAGCGAACAGUAUCAAUUAUGAUUGGUAUGUGUGGGACGACAGGAAAAAACUGCCCAUAGGCAUAGCAGCAUUGAUUGCAUUUCUCAUUGGUUGGGCUGGCGCUAUUCUGUGCAUGGCCCAGGUUUGGUAUAUUGGGCCUAUCGCUGCAUUGGUUGGCGAAUGGGGUGCUGAUAUGGGCAACUAUGUCGGCUUUCUGUGGGCGUCGUUGGUUUUCCCGCCCUUGCGUUGGUACGAGUUGAGAAGGAUGAAGCGAUAA
Exophiala bonariae is the source of this 1578-nucleotide messenger RNA. RefSeq lists its product as uncharacterized. The coding region runs from base 1 to 1578 and encodes 525 amino acids. Gene Ontology annotation, cellular component: plasma membrane; fungal-type vacuole membrane. The transcript has a single exon. Gene Ontology annotation, molecular function: transmembrane transporter activity. Gene Ontology annotation, biological process: transmembrane transport. The record is from RefSeq and is a predicted model, not a curated record. NCBI's taxonomy places the organism in Eukaryota, Fungi, Ascomycota, Eurotiomycetes, Chaetothyriales, Herpotrichiellaceae.